CUGGAUAUGUGGUGGAUGACAUGUUGCCUAUCUCCACAACUGACUCUCCAUCUUACAGAUAGAUCCUUGGGGAAAAGACUGGUCACAGGCAACAGAAGACCCUCAGAGUAGAAGAGACAGACCAGUCCUACUUUGAAAAGUUUCCCACCAGCUGAGGUUGUGAGGAAGCAGCCACCUGCUUCAGUGCCCUCCCUCUACUGCUCCGACAUCUGGCAGACGAGGCAGAGAGGCGAAAGAGACACACACUACUCAACAGCCUCGACAGAAGAUCAACAGACUGGCUGCACCGCUCUGACACCAGACAGAAAUACAGUGCUGCAGGUGUGACAACAAAUGGAGCCAAAUCUAACAGACAGUGUAGAGAGCAACUCUACCAUCUGUCAAUCCAUUGAUGACUUCCGUAAUCAGGUUUACUCCACAUCCUACUCCCUCAUCACUGUGUUGGGCCUGGUAGGGAACGGCUUUGCCCUGUUGGUGCUGAUCAGAACGCACCGCCAGAGCUCACCUUUUCAUGUCUACAUGCUGAACUUGGCUGUGUCUGACCUGCUGUGUGUCAUGACCCUGCCGCUGAGAGUUUACUACUAUGUCAACAAGGGUGAAUGGAAGCUGGGGGAUUUCCUGUGUCGCAUCAGUUCCUACGCCCUCUAUGUAAACCUCUACUGCAGUAUCUACUUCAUGGCCGCCAUGUCCGUCACACGGUUCUUGGCCAUUGUGUUCCCUGUGCAGAACAUGCGGCUGAUGACAGAGAAUCGUGCCCGUCUGGUGUGUGUGGGUGUCUGGGUGUUAAUCUGUCUCUCAUCCUCACCCUUCCUGAUGGGUGGCCAGGAUUUUGAUGACAAAACAAAUAAAACCAAGUGCUUUGAGCCCCCAGACGAAAAAAAAGAUAUGCAGAAACUAGUUGUGCUGAACUAUUUGUCUCUAGUGAUGGGCUUUUCCCUGCCUUUCCUGGUUAUCCUGAUCUGCUAUGCUGGCAUAGUCCGCGCCCUGCUGUCCCGCACCAAUGCUGCCCGACGCCAGCGAGACACAGGCACCAAAGCCAUCCGAAUGAUUGUCAUUGUCCUGCUGACCUUCCUAAUCAGCUUCAUGCCAUACCACGUGCAGCGAACCAUCCACCUGAACUUCCUGUCUCGGCAAGACACCACCUGCUCAGAGCGGAUUGCUAUGCAGAAGUCUGUUGUGGUAACACUGUGCCUGGCUGCUGCCAAUUCAUGCUUUGAUCCACUGCUUUAUUUUUUCUCUGGAGAGGGUUUCCGCAGUCGCUUGACCUCCUUGCGCCAGUCAGUGAGGGCCAGCACUGUGCACCAUGUAGCCAGGAUAAAGCCUGUUACAGACUCAGAGCCUGGGGAAAACCACCAGCUGAAGGCCAGUUAGUUCACGGCAGGCAGGAUGGUCAUCAGACAAGCAGCUUAGGAUAUCUUUAAAGAGCUCAGGAUGGCAUGUGCAGGGAAGGAGUUGAGAGAAAGAUUAGAGGAGGAUGAAAGGCAAAAAAAAAUGUUUUAAUUAAUUAGGGCUGGUUUACAAAUGAACAGAGUAUUUAAACAUUUAAAGGUCCAGCGUGUAGGAUUUAGUGGCAUCUAUUGGCAUAGAUAGAAUAGAAUACAAUAUUCAUAAUUAUAUUUAAUUACCUGGAAUCAAAAAUCGUGUUUCUUUAUCUUAGAACGAGCCAUUUACACCUGCAUAGGGGGCUCAAGAGAGCCUUUUGUGAUUUUACAUUGAAGUGGCAGCUCAGAGGCCAUCGUAGGUUCUCCUACACACUUGGAAAGGGAGAGAUAACCGAAGGUAUUCAGUUGGUUGCAAUCUGCAACCUCACUACUAGAUGCCACUGACUCAUACACACUGGUCCUUUAAGUUACAAAUCUCAGGAGAAUGUUUUCCAUUUAAAUUGAUAUUUAUUAUCCUAAAGGAUGCAUAGUGUUAGUUAGUUAAAUGAUUCUGCAUUAUAUUAUGGCAGCAACCAAUUACAAAUAUAAAUAUGCAGUAUAUCAGUGUAUGAAUGUAUGUCUUGUUUGAAUCGAUGUCUUUUUAUUGAACCUGCAUAUGAAUGUUUAUGAAGAAGGGCUACACUCUGCUGUCUACUGUAGACUUUUGCUUUUCUAAACUAUUCUUCUUCUCCUUAUUUUUCUAUCACUGUUUUUUUUUAAGUAUUUUGUUAAUUAAACUUGUUAUGCUUGUUAUGCAAAAAACUUUUACUCAAUUUGGAUUCACAUUUGUCGAUUUUGAGCUGUUGAUUUUUAACAUUUGUGUGCAUCUUUUUUGUUAAAUUAUGAUGAUGGUAAAUUAAUAGUUUUGUACGCUGUACACUUUGCAAAAAUAUGCGUCAAUGCUGUCAUCCUAAGAGUUAGAUGAGAAGAUGGAUACCAUCCUCAUAACAGACUGUAAACAAGGGGAGACAGCUUGCCUGGCUCUGUCCAAAUGUAACAAAACCUGCCUACAAGCACUUGAAAAGCUCUGAAUAGCACGUUGUACACAAUUUGUUUAAGCCAUACAAUUUAUGAUUUGUUUCCCCCUGUUUACAGUCUUUGAUAUGCUGCUGUAUUCCUGUUGUAUGCAAACUACAUUUCAUAUUAUGUAUGGUAACUGCAUCCAGUGCAUGUCAGUUCACACUAUUUCAAACUGAAAAUACUCAACUGAAAGUAAAAGUCCUGCAUUUAAAAACUUACUGAAGUAAAAUUAUAUAAGUAGCAAAAUGUACUUUAAGUAUGAAAAGUAAAAGUAUUCAUUGUGCAGUAAAAUGUUCCCUGUCAGUGUUUUA
Messenger RNA from Epinephelus fuscoguttatus (brown-marbled grouper), 2752 nucleotides. It is a transcript of the gene cysltr1, whose product is annotated as cysteinyl leukotriene receptor 1. Gene Ontology annotation, molecular function: leukotriene receptor activity. Gene Ontology annotation, biological process: G protein-coupled receptor signaling pathway. Gene Ontology annotation, cellular component: plasma membrane. The record is from RefSeq and is a predicted model, not a curated record. The coding region runs from base 334 to 1371 and encodes 345 amino acids. NCBI's taxonomy places the organism in Eukaryota, Metazoa, Chordata, Actinopteri, Perciformes, Serranidae. The transcript has 3 exons.